AUGAGAUUUAUAAUAUUACUUUCGAUUCUAUUUAUUGUUAGUACUGUUGUACAAGGAUUUGAAAUUCGUUCAACUCCCAAUGAUUUGAUUCUCAACUCUGCUACCAAAGAGGGAGUUUCAAAAAUGAUGAUAAUCAACAUCAAUACAGGUCUCUAUAACACUGGUAGAGGAUUUGGAAACAGAUUAAGUGAUGCCGAUCUUAGUCAAUUGAAUUCUUUUGAUAUUGGAUCUUUGAAUCCUCUCAACUACUAUGGAGGUGCUAAUCCACCCACCGUUACUGCCACUUGGGUGGUUGCAGGAAAAUAUAUCCAAUUCGACCCAACUAGAACUGAUCUACCUAAAGUUUGUUAUUUGUUGGUAACUUUAUUACAAAAGUAUCAAUAA
Molecule: messenger RNA, 384 nt
Organism: Heterostelium album PN500
Lineage: Eukaryota; Evosea; Eumycetozoa; Acytosteliales; Acytosteliaceae
Exons: 2
Coding region: 1-384 (127 amino acids)
Source: RefSeq, a predicted model, not a curated record